Messenger RNA from Ctenopharyngodon idella (grass carp), 1101 nucleotides. Its product is annotated as CD209 antigen-like protein E. The transcript has 5 exons. Gene Ontology annotation, molecular function: D-mannose binding; fucose binding. The record is from RefSeq and is a predicted model, not a curated record. The coding region runs from base 63 to 749 and encodes 228 amino acids. Gene Ontology annotation, cellular component: external side of plasma membrane. Lineage: Eukaryota; Metazoa; Chordata; Actinopteri; Cypriniformes; Xenocyprididae. Gene Ontology annotation, biological process: biological process involved in interspecies interaction between organisms.
GCACUGUUUAAGAAACACUACUGAUAUUUCUAAACAACACCUCUCAUCUGUGAAGAUGAAUAAUGGAGUUAGAUAGCAUUUAUCAGAAUAUUGAACAUGAAGAUGUAAAGGACACACGUGGACCUCAAAUACAGAGUCAAAGCCAGGAUGAAGGACAAAAGCAAAAGCAAAGAGGAAGUAGAUGUUUGGUGUUGAUGACAGUGUGUCUCGGGCUCAUUUGUGUUCUUCUGCUGGUCUUCAUCAUAGUGCAGCACAUCUCCAUCACAGCAGAGAGAGAAUCUCUGUUCAAGAGUUACAAAAACUUACAGGACAAUUACACUGAUCUAACACUGAAGAACCUGGACUUAGAAACUGAACUAAGGAAGUUAUACGAACAAGGCAAAGGCAGGUUUUUCAUAUCCAGUGAGAGGAAGAGCUGGUCUGACAGCAGGCAGUACUGCAGGGCUCAUGGUGGUGAUCUGGUCAUUAUCAACACUGAACAGAAGCAGAGGUGCAUAUCUUCUUUAGUCAAAGACUUUGUGUGGAUUGGUUUGACUGACAUUGAGAAGGAGGGCAACAUGAAAUGGGUGGAUAAUUCACCACUGAAGCAAGGGUACUGGGAAGAAAAUGAGCCGAAUAAUGCUGGUGGAGAAGACUGUAUUGAACUGGAUCCUGCAAAACCCGUCCUGAACAACUGGAAUGACAUCCCAUGCUCAGAGAUGACAAAAUGUGUUUGUGAGAAUUUCACAUCCGUUCCUGCAUCUUCAUGAUGGUUAAUAAUGCUUUGACUUUGAUUUUUCAGCUUUAUUAUUUUAAUUGCAUAAUUUCUGAUGGUGCCUGUCAGCAAAACCUGUCACCAAAUAAUUCUAACAAACUUUAUGCUUUCAUGUUUUUGUUCAUUUUAUGUAAUUUCCAGAAUUAAGAGUAGCUAUUGAGCUUUAAUCCAUUAGAAGAAAAUAAUAAAACAGCCAUACAUAAUAUCCUGUUUCUCAUAUUUUUCUAAAAUAUAGAUGGUCUGUGGAUUAACUGAAUUUUUUCCACUGUUUAUGGAAACAGUGUAGUCACAUUUCUGAUAAUGUGUGUCUGGGAAAUUUUCUCUUUGAAUAAAAUGUUCAAUUGUCA